This is a messenger RNA of Dreissena polymorpha, 3268 nucleotides long. Its product is annotated as thyroid hormone receptor alpha-like. The record is from RefSeq and is a predicted model, not a curated record. Gene Ontology annotation, cellular component: nucleus. Gene Ontology annotation, molecular function: RNA polymerase II cis-regulatory region sequence-specific DNA binding; nuclear receptor activity. NCBI's taxonomy places the organism in Eukaryota, Metazoa, Mollusca, Bivalvia, Myida, Dreissenidae. Gene Ontology annotation, biological process: regulation of transcription by RNA polymerase II. Bases 269 to 1741 code for a protein of 490 amino acids. The transcript has 7 exons.
UUAGCCUCUUUGCUUUGUAAAAUAUGUCAGUUGACCGCAUUUUCACAGGCUAUAUAACAGGCACGUAAACUCCUGUGCUUUCUAUCACUACUUCGCCGUGCCAGCGCAUCUUUUAAUUACAGAAGCUUUAUUGUGGAUAAGUAUUGUUUGCGUCAAGAUAAUUCAGGUGACAGACGCGUUUCUAAGAGUCAAACGAGCAACAAAAGCGAAAGACCAAAGUGCCGGUGCUACGUAUCAGACGUACCCCAAGGAACUCUACAAGCUUAUAAUGGCCGACCUAGAGUCCUUAUUGCUGCAGAAUGGCGCGUUCAAGUCCGACCUUAUGCAAUCGUUCGUGCAGACUGCACAGCGUAGCAAUCGAGAGAAUCAGCAAAACAUGAACACAAAUGACAAUCGGAACAACAAUCAGAAUGACCCGAAUGGUAAUACCGGUUUUGAAUCCGGUGAUACAUCGAGCGUGACCAACAUUGACCCAAAGGCGAUCAUGAAUAGGAACCGACAGAGUAAGGACACGAAAAUGGGAAUAAUAGAGAACACAUUGGACAAUAUCCGACUUGACUCGGACCGUCAAGACACUUUAAGAACAGAAAACCUGACAUCGCCACCGACCACGACACGAGACUUCGGAUUGAUCUCGCCGACCGAUACGACGAACGAGACGCAGCUAAAACAGGGACCACAACUGGACAAUGGCCAGUACUCAAAGAUGGGCAACAACAACAUGACGGCGUUGCCGCAGAUGACCGCAGCGACGCCAAUGUCCGUGAUGUCGGAACUGUCGCCGGAAAUGCUCCGAAUGAUGCCGGACAUGAUGGCGAUGAUGAAGAACAUGGACCCUACUAAGAUGAUGGAGGGCAUGAGCAAGAUGCCAGAUAUGUCGGCCAUGCAUUUUACGGACGCCGAUGCCAACGCGAACGAGAUUGACGUGGAGCGAAUCCUCGAGGAGGUAAAGCAGGUGCCCUCGUUGCUACGGCAACAACUCAUCAACCUGGUCGUGGACACCGUGGGGGUCGCUCACUUGGAGACGGUGACUCCGACAAGAAAGAAGGUGGCCGAGGCCAAUGAGAAAUUCUUGAUGAAGGUCCGGUCGGGAAUGAUGCCUGACAUGUCCAAAAUGCCCAUCGAUCCUCGUAAAAUCUGGGAGAAAUUUGUCGGAAGCAUGGUGUAUGAGAUUACCCAAGUUAUUCGCUUCUGCAAGAAACUGCCAGGGUUUGGAGAGAUCCGCCAGGAGGACCAGAUUGUGCUGAUCAAGACGGGUUCGUUUGAGAUACUCCUGAACCGGAUGUGCUUGCUGGUGGAUAGCGUCAACAUGGAGAUGUUCGACCCCACAAUGGAAAUGAAAUCCCCAAGAGAAAUGAUCAAGAAAAUGCCGAUGGGUUUCUUCGUCGUUGAGUUUUUCAACAUAGCGGCCCUGAUAAACCCAUUAAACUUGACUGACGAGGAAGUAGGGCUCCUGUCGGCGUGCCUCAUCAUGUCUCCAGAACGGGAAGGCUUGGAAAAUGUCGCCGCAAUUGAGAAGCUACACGCGUUGUUUCUGCAAUCACUUUUCUUUGAGAUGCGUAAGAACCACAAUGACUUUGAGAACAAGUUUGCCCGUCUGCUGGGCAUCAUACCGGAGUUUAGACAGAUCAACCGGAAACACUCCAGCAUGUUGAAGGCCUUGAAGCAGAACAAGGAUCCAGUCAUGGACGAGUACCCUCCCCUGCCAAAAGAGCUUUACGAUGUGGAUAAAACAGAGUAACUUCCCCUGCCGGGUCAGCAUUUUGCGCUAUUGAACUGUUGUUAUUAUAUGUUAUGGAACAUGGUUCUAAAAUUAGAUUUUGUUUUAUUUAUUUAAAGUAUACUUAGAAUAUUCGAUUUUUGUAGUGACGAUUUAGAUAUUUAAAACAUUGAAACAUAUACUCAGUUUGCAGGUCGACAUGUAAAACUGCGUUUUUGACGUUAUGUGAUUCGUACCUUUGAGAGAUGAUGAGGACAAUUUGUGUGAAGUGUGUACGCGGUACCUUUGUAUCAAAUACACAGAUAGGAUCUCGUGUACAGACUUAGAUAGUUAGUUAGAAAUUGAUGCUGUCAAAUUUAUAUUUUGUUUUUAUCAAUGCAAAUAUUGUUUCAAUGGAGCUUUUUCAUUGUUCAGCAUACUGUUAAAUUCAUUUGUGUCAAGUCAUAGAAUUGCUUUGCAAUUAAACGGUCGAGUCAUUAACUGUAUACGCCUUAUUUGUUACGCAUUAUUCACUUUCUAAUGACGAAUCUUAUGGCUUACUAUUUCCAUUGUACAGAAUAAAACAUAUAAUGAGUUCAUCGAUGUAUUUUUGGUCUUCAUUACAAUUCUUUCAAAAAUAAAUUAUUAGGUGCUUACAGAUGUUUUAGCAGAUAAAUGUUGAGUUUUUUAUCGUUUGGUUUAAGUAUCCCAUACACAUACUUGAGAUGUUUCUGGUUUUACGGAAAUAAUUGUUUUUAUUUGUGACAUACGUAUAAACUGUUUCAACUAGAAUGUCUUUCGUCAGUGUUUUGUGUUAUUAAACUGUUCUGCGAUUAGUUACACUAUAUGGGAAAUUAAUCAAACAUCUACAACAACUAUACCUUUAAUGUUUAACUUUUAUAUUUUGAUCUUUAGUGGUGUAUUAUAAUUGUAUGACAUAUUCGUACUGAUUCAAUUAAUGUAUUUAAUCGCUUAAGUCAUAUAUACUUCGUUUAUCUGGUUACAUAUUUUGGUAAAAAAAUAAGAAGAUAAUAACAUUCUAUGCUUUGAUCAUUGGGUAAAGUUGGAUCACUAAACAAUAUUUUCUUAAACUACCACACCAAUUAAACAAAUGAUUGUUGUUUUGUCAGCUUUCAACAUCUGUAUUUAUCAACCGAUUUAACAAGUCAGAAAAUUCUAAAAGAGUACAAACUUAUUGCCCGAGGAGUUAAUGGACCAUAUGGACAUGUCACCAUUUUUGAUGCAUUUAAACCCAUUUAUGCCUAGUGGACUCUCUCAUUCUUCUAAAUUGGAUCAAUUUAUUUCCAAAAUUAGGGAUUUCUAGUAUACUUAUUUCUAUAUUUAGAAUAUUUCUUACAGAAAUUCCUUUAAGCAAACAGCGCAGACCCUGAUGAGACGCCGCAUUAUGCGGCGUCUUAUCUAGGUCUACGCUGUUUGUCAAUGCAUUUUUAUUCUAGACGCUAGUCAUAAAUGGGUUAAUUCUCAAGUUUUAUAGUGUUUUACAAAUGUGUUAAUAUAUAAUUAUACCUGUGUAUUAAUUGUUUUUUAUUAAUAAAAUUUCUCAAUGCU